Messenger RNA from Siniperca chuatsi (mandarin fish), 4473 nucleotides. Its product is annotated as carbonic anhydrase-related protein 10-like. The record is from RefSeq and is a predicted model, not a curated record. Bases 1061 to 2047 code for a protein of 328 amino acids. Gene Ontology annotation, molecular function: zinc ion binding; carbonate dehydratase activity. The transcript has 9 exons. Lineage: Eukaryota; Metazoa; Chordata; Actinopteri; Centrarchiformes; Sinipercidae.
GACGUGAUAGUGAGCUGCUGUGACAAAAGAGUUUCCCCUCGGGGAUCAAUAAAGUUCUUCUGAUUCUGAUAUUUCUGCUUCUGAAGUAACCCAAAGCUAACGCUAGAGGUCGCACAACAUCCACAGGAGGGAGCUGCAGUGUCUUUAAGUGGGUCAAUACAACCGAGCAUUCAUCAAGGCCAUCUGCAUACAACACACUGCAUCCACAGUUGGUUGCUUAACGAAAAUGUCAUCGUAUUUUUGGAAAUAAAAUGAAUCAGCUGGGUGAUUUCUUUUAUAUAUCACCUUCAGACCGUAAGAUCAUCACUGAUGCGUUUGUUUGUUUUAAAAUUGGAAUAAAAUGAUUUAAUCUAACAGUGUUUGCUUGAGUUGUUGUAAAAACCCAAACUAUUAUAGCUUCUUUUGAGGUUUCCUCCAUCCAAAGUAUGACUUAAUCAUUCUUUGUGGCAUUUUAAGCGCGUUGCAUGGUUUCCCAAUCAUUAUGAACUUUAAGCUCUUUCCUGGUGAUAUUUUGUAGCCUAUAUCUUCAGCUGAAAGACACGGACCACAUGUUUCCUUUUAUGCUUUACGUAGAUAAAAUUCUGUCAUCAUACAGUAUCAUGAAUGUGUUGUCUCUCUCCAUCAGUCUGUGCGCACUCGGUGCGCUUUGCGUCGUCAGUGAAGUUGCCUGAUCCGCUGCAGACGAGCGGUGCGCCACACACAUCCACCCGGUCCAAAGGAAAAAAAAGAGAAGAAGAAAAUGCUCAAUGAACGGAUUUCACAGCUGAAAUGUCUUCAGGGUGGAUAGAUACAGAGAUAAAUGCAUGACAGACGCGGGUAAAAACACCGAAAUGUUACCUGAACAGCUAAACCGGGAAGUGAAGGAGGACGACGCUGUGAGGACGGAUCUCCUGUGAGGCUUCAAACCGUCUCGGCGCUCCACGGGGGAGAGACGGGGAUAAGAAGAACCAAAGAGAGAGAGAAAAAAUGUUCCAAGUUAGGCCGUGUCGUCUACAAGUGCGACCCCGCAAAGCGCCGUCCCGCAACAGCUGCAGAAAAAUGAGCAUGUAUUGAACGAAGAAUGCAUGUCGUUUGGGAUAUAUCUGUGAUUUUGCAAACAUAUAUCAUCUGCACGUCAUCAGCUCAGCCUAUUACAUCCAAGCUUGAUGAGAGUUGGUGGGCGUAUAAGGACGUUGUCCAGGGAAGCUUUGUUCCAGUCCCAUCCUUCUGGGGUCUGGUACACUCAGCCUGGAACCUGUGCGCCAUAGGGAAGAGGCAGUCGCCCAUCGACAUCGAGACCAGUCACAUGAUCUUUGACCCCUACCUGACCCCUCUGAGGCUCAACACAGGAGGACGCAAGAUGGGCGGCACCAUGUACAACACAGGGAAGCACGUGUCCCUGCGGCCAGACAAAGCCCACCUGGUGAACAUCUCGGGGGGCCCACUGGGUUACAGCUACAGGCUGGAGGAGGUCCGCCUCCAUUUUGGGAGCGAAGACUCCCAGGGUUCAGAGCACCUCCUCAAUGGACAGGGCUUUCCUGGAGAGGUCCAGCUGAUCCAUUAUAACCAGGAUCUGUAUGCCAACUACACUGAGGCAGCUAAGAGCCCUCAUGGCAUUGCUGUGGUCUCCAUCUUCAUUAAGCUCUCUGAAAACUCCAACUCCUUCCUCAACCGCAUGCUCAAUAGAGACACCAUCACCAGAAUCAACUACAGACAUGAUGCAUUCUUAUUGAUGGGCCUGAACAUAGCUGACCUUUACCCUGACACCACGCGUUACAUCACCUACGAGGGCUCCAUCACCAUCCCUCCCUGCUAUGAGACGUCCACGUGGAUACUCAUUAACAAGCCUGUCUACGUGACACAGAUGCAGAUGCACUCCCUGCGCCUCCUCAGCCAGAACGAGCCCUACAAGAUCUUCCUAAGUAUGAGUGACAACACCCGGCCCACCCAGCCUCUGCUGCAGCGCUGCAUCCGAACCAAUAUCAACUUCAGCAAGCAGGGCCGCGACUGCCCCAACAACCGCGCCCUUCGCCCACAGUACAGAGUGAAUCAGUGGCUCCUGAAGUAGAAGAUAAAAAGAUGUCAAGCUGCAGCACCACGAGAGCAGAGGCAGGAUUCAUUCAAGUCUAUUUCACACUGCCAAAACGAACUGAACCAACCCGAGAACAACCGAGCCUGCUGAUUGACCUGAAAUGAACGGACAGCUUAACUAAACUGAUCUCAGCUAAGCUCAACUGACCGAACUCCAAACAAUCUUCUGUGCUAGUCUCCUUCAAAUCUACAAUCUCAUCACAACUUGUGUGGGCCAGCACAGCGAGGGCACAGACCAGACUUUGAGUCCACAAUGUGAAAUCGAGCAUAAGGACUCUGAUGUCUACACUGUACCGUGUUUUUAUUUGUUGUAUUAACUCACAAGGACUGGAGAUGUAAAGACUCUCAAUCAUUUUCUUUGGCUGGUUUUCAGAGGGAUGGAUGUUAUCUAAAGUCUACAGUACGCUGUUUGCCUGUGAUCGUCGCUUGUCCACAUUCAAAUCGUGGCUCCAGAAGGCAGUUAUGAAAAUCAUCCACUGACUGGAGGAAUUCUUACAUUUCCAUUGAUGGCCUGAACCCCCGGCAACAAAGAAACACUCAGCUGUGGUAUAAAAAUCUGCUGCUUCUGAUAUCAAAUAGUAACUAAAGACUGUAAUUUUCAAAGAGAAUGUGAAAUGUGUGAAUUAGGUUACAUAGCUGAAGGGGGGAGAAACAGAAGGAGAGACUGCAACUCUGACAUUUUACAGACCUGAACAGAUGGAGUCACUGGAGACUGGAUAGAGAUAGGUCACUCAUUUUGCAUGAUUUUACAAAAGUUCACUUGUCUUCAAGGUAUUUUAUUAAAAAGUGGUGACAGAAUUCAGCUCGCAUCAGGUUCCUGCUUUGCACAGCAACAUCAAAGGGAGCCCUCCCCUCUGCAACUACAGCAAGCUAGCACACUCACCAAAAAUGUUCAAUCAAAAUUGUUUAUACUAAAGGACUAAUUCUGCAAAGCCUCUCCUGGCCAAAUUGAACGGUUGCCCGAGCAGCGAUUGUCCAGUCAGAGCUUAGCAACCAUAACGAGGCACAGCAGGCCUGUCAAGUUUUGAAUUUGUCCACAUGUUGAAGAGCUGUAGUAACAGAUACUCUUCUUUUUAUCACCUUGACAAAACCAAAAAACACAAGAGCACAAUAGAAAAGUGUAAGGAAUGGAUUCAAUUGUGUUUAUCUGCUGUAGCGUAAACUGCAAUCGUUAGCAUGCCCAGCUAACUAGCUUAACUUUCUACCUACAGAAGUAACCUAGUGUUAACCUAGCCGAGGGGCGUGUCAUUAGCUAACCACUUUUUUUUUUUACAGAUUGUGUUAGAAAGAUACCUGUUCAUGGCUGGAGCAUCCGCUCUGUGCCAUGCGAGAACAGAAAGCUUGACAGGCAUGGCAACGGGUGACUAAAGGGGGACGGGGCUCAGUGAACGGUCAACUGGACAUGAAACAGUGAGUCCGAUUUAACCAGAGCAAAGCAAGGUGAAACUGAUGUUCAUGUUAGCCAGCAGCAGCAAAGCGCUACAGUAUAAUUUAAAGGACUCAUUUCAAAAUAAGAUUUAAGCCACAUGAAAUCAUGUUGAUGAUUAAAACUACCAUUGUUGAAAGGAAAGUAUUGAUCACAUAAAGUCAAUGAAUCAGUCAAAGCAAUCAUCCAAUUUCAAGAUGCAAAAAUCAUCAAAAUAUUAAAGGUGCCCUGUGGAGUUUUCUUGUAAACAAAAGUUGUGUAUACAUUCAGUGUUUCUGACCCUUGAGGUCUAACAAACAUCUGCAAAACCGUUUUUUUUUUUUUUUUUUUUUUUUUUUGGGAAUAUUUUGAAACCUGCAUUGUUUACAUCCAUGUUUGCUUCGUCUUUGCUGCCUUUGCUGGCCGAUUGCUGCGUUUCUUGACGCAUCCACUGGCAGGAAUGAGUGUUGCCUCCUGCGCUUGCCCAUGCUCGUACACGUGAGUGCACAAAACAAACAAAACGUGGACCCACUCAUCGAAAAGGUGCUCUAUAGCGCUACUAGUGGUCAGAAACUCCACAGGGUACCUUUCACUAAUAGAUCGCAGGUAGCAGCAGUUGUUCACAGUACAGGUCUUCACGGGUCCACGAACCACGUGGUCAGAGCUGAUGGAGAGACACACAGACCUGAGUCCCUGAAUGAAAUCUGAACCUGGCCUGACUUGGGUUUCUGGUCAGGUCUCAGUUACAUGUAACUGAGUGAACCCAUGAAGACCUCAGUGAGCAUGUGGAAUUUCAAAGUGACACUUUAAAGUUGCAAAAUGGGUGACCUACAGUGCGCAUAUUAUGUACGGACAUCGUGGAUCAACACCAACGCACCAUUGGUCAUUAGCUUGAUUUUUUUCAGUUUGCUGUGAUGUUGUAUCUCAUGACGGGAACAAAGCUGGGUCUUUUUCUUUGUUUGACUUUCAAAAUGUAACUAAUAAAUAGAUGGAUGGAA